AUGAAGGUUGCAAUUAUAACUUACUCAACUUACGGCCAUAUUAACACCUUGGCCAAAUCAAUCCAACAAGGGGUGAUUGAAUCCAAAUUAGCUGACACUGUAGACAUUUUCCAAGUGCAAGAAACCCUUUCUGAUAAUGUUCUUCAAAUGAUCAAUGCCCCACCAAAGGACUCUGAGAUUCCAAUUGCCGAUUCAGAAACCUUGACUAAAUAUGACGCUUUCCUUUUUGGAUGUCCAACCCGUUAUGGUAAUGCUCCAGCACAAUUCAGUGCAUUUUUUGAUGCCACUGGUGGUUUAUGGGCUCAAGGUGCUUUACAAGGUAAGCCAGCCGGGUUUUUCGUUUCCACCGGGACUUUAGGUGGUGGUCAAGAAGUCACCAUUAGAAAUAUGUUGAGUUUCUUGGUUCACCAUGGUAUGAUUUAUGUUCCAACUGGUUACGCUGCUUUUGAAGAUAUGGCCAACAUGGAAGAAGUCCAUGGGGGUUCUCCUUACGGGGCUGGUACUUUUGCCGGUGCUGACGGUUCAAGACAACCAAGCGAUUUAGAAAAAAGAAUUGCUAAAGUUCAAGGUCAAACUUUUGCUAAAACUGCAUCUAAGUUA
Molecule: messenger RNA, 600 nt
Organism: Hyphopichia burtonii NRRL Y-1933
Lineage: Eukaryota; Fungi; Ascomycota; Pichiomycetes; Serinales; Debaryomycetaceae
Product: flavoprotein WrbA
Exons: 1
Molecular function (GO): NAD(P)H dehydrogenase (quinone) activity; FMN binding
Source: RefSeq, a predicted model, not a curated record